This is a messenger RNA of Labrus bergylta (ballan wrasse), 8378 nucleotides long. RefSeq names its product meiosis regulator and mRNA stability factor 1. The record is from RefSeq and is a predicted model, not a curated record. Gene Ontology annotation, cellular component: peroxisome; cytoplasm. Gene Ontology annotation, molecular function: CCR4-NOT complex binding; RNA nuclease activity; RNA binding. Lineage: Eukaryota; Metazoa; Chordata; Actinopteri; Labriformes; Labridae. Gene Ontology annotation, biological process: regulation of gene expression.
GUAGGUUACAAAAAGGUGCGGGUAUCUAGGCAGCCAGAUAGGAGGAACAGUGCUGUGACAAAGAUGUGACAGAGGAGACCUUUCAAGCAUGAGAAAGAGGAGAAAAGAAAGUGCCGUGAAAGACCUGUUUGGCAUGUAUGAUGGAAGGACUGGGAAACGACACAUUCAUAUGCAGCUCUAGAGCCCUCCCAUGUCUCAGUCACCCCAAAACAGAGCCCUCAACCCUGCUGUGGAAGCUCAAGGACUGCUUCUCCACAAACGAGACAAACUCUCUUCGGCACACAGAUAAAGAAAACAAUUACAUGGACAGCAGAAAGGCCGUUUUGGAAUUGAAAGAUGUCCCUCCUCCUCCACAGCAUACUUCCUCUUCCCAAUUAUCCCAGCCCUUUUCUCUGGUCCCGCUCCCUUUGCCUCCUCCCUGCUUGCCUCCCCCUCAGCUUACACAAGACUCCCACCAACAACAGCCACCACCGCAGCAGCAACAAGAGGGGGCUAGCCCCAAAGUAAGACCUCAAGUAUGUUCUCACUGUGACUAUUGCAGCACAGAUAGCUAUGGGUUAUUAGGUGGUGGAGGUGUUGUUGGUAGCAGUAGUAGCAUUGCUGGUGUUGUCUCACUCUACAUGGACCCAGGCUCUCUGGGAGCACCCAUCAGCAGCAGCAGCAAUAUUGGCAGGUCUGGCCUUUGCUCUGUAACUUCAUCUGUCCAUCAGUAUAAACGUAACCUAAGCUGUGGAAGAGCAGGUGAAGUUCUUGAUCCUUUGCUGGGUCUUGAUUACAAACCUCAGCCGCUCUCUAAUGUUGCUACCUCCCAGCCUAUUUCAUCACACCCCUACCUCUCCUGCUGCUCAGGGAUUCUCCACGCAACCCCCUCUGUACCUCUUCCAUGUAGCCAGCCCAGCCUGUUUCCCUCCUUUCCACCUCUGGCUUCCUCUCUUCCUUGUGUUUCAUCUCUACCUGCUCCCUUGCAUGGCUCUUGCCUGGCCUCUUCUGGCUACUACCCCUGUGUAGACUGUUGCCCAUCAGCCAGAAGAACCCAGAGAAGCACACCCUGUGAUCACCCAACAACCACCACCAUCACCACUACAACCACCUCAGCACACUUCUGUUCUAAUCCUGUUCACCUAAAUGUAGAACGCACUGUUUGUGUAAAGGGGGCGCACUUCUGCCAGGAGUGCCUGUUAAAGCCCCUAAAUGGUCUGGCAGUGUCAGAGUCGGACACGGUGUGGCACAAUGUUCCUGUACCCCAGACUGCUCCUAUCCCCAUCCCCAUUUGUAACGGCUGUGGCACUUCCUCUGAUGGCAUGAUGCUCAUGUCAUCGACCAGCCUUGGCAAGACUGGUCAGAAGUAUGGUUCUCCUGAGACCUGUGGCCCUGAGAACAUCCCUCCAGUAGGUGUCUUCUGGGACAUUGAAAACUGCAGCGUGCCCAGUGGACGCUCCGCAGGAGCAGUGGUUCAGCGCAUUCGCAGCCGUUUCUUUCAGGGACACCGCGAGGCAGAAUUCAUUUGCGUCUGUGACAUCAGCAAGGAGAGUAAAGCUGUCAUCCAAGAGCUCAACAACUGCCAGGUCACCGUUGCACAUAUCAAUGCCAUAGCCAAGAAUGCUGCAGACGACAAGCUUCGCCAGAGCCUACGACGCUUUGCUGAGACUCACACUGCACCUGCAACAGUUGUUCUAGUAUCCUCGGAUGUAAACUUUGCAAGUGAGCUGAGCGACUUGCGUCACCGCCAUGGUUUCCAGGUUAUCUUGGUCCAUGGCAACCAUACGUCUUCAGCCCUGCUACAGCACGCCCACUGCCACGUGGCCUUUCAGGAGAUCACAGCUGAUCUGCCACCACGUAUACUGAUCAAAGAGCAGCCCAGUUUCAACCUCCUCUAUGUGCACAACCUUCCUAUCAACUGUGACAAGAAUCUGCGGAACGCUGUGAAGCUCAGGCUCCGCCGCCUGUCUGACAACUGUGGUGGCAAAGUGUUGGGCAUGUCCCAGGGCACAGCAGUCCUUCGUUUUGGCAACCCUGAUGCAGCUGCACGUGCCCGCAAGCGAAUGGAAAAUGAGGAUGUGUUUGGCCGCCGAAUCAGCCUCUCCUUCUCCCCACACCCCAGAGAUGAUACAAGUCCCGAGCCUGAGCUUCAGUCUCGGACCCAUCUCUUGCCUCAGCCUCAGGCUCUGCCCCAGACCUAUCAAAACCAGGACUCAAUGUUCACCCCUACCCCAUCCGUAUCCUCCUUCUCUUUUCUGCCCCUGGAGAAGCCAAGGUCACCUAGGAGGCCACGGCGAGCAACCCGCCCCUACAACACCCCAGGCCCAGUGCCUGAACGGCCCUACAGCCCCAGGAGAGGGUGCAGUGGGCCACCCGGUGGUGCUCCAGACAAGCCCCAUCAGGAGCUGGGUAGCUUGGAGUGUAAGCCAAGAACUGGCUUGCACCACCUGGAGAGAGGACGUGCUGUUUCCUCUUCCCCCCACAGUAAUGGUGAGACAGGAUCUCUGGAGAGGCUGUCCAAGCCUGGCCUUGCUGGAGAAUCCAUGUACAGGAGAAGAAGAGAAGGGUCCAACCCUUGCACUGUCACUGUAUCGUCUGGAGAACAAGGAGACAAGAGCUCAGGAGAUUUCCAGAUGAGCACACCCUCAGCUUUCAGCAAGUUGAAUCUACACAGGAGCUUCAGUCCCCUUGCCCUGUCCCAGGGCUCCUGGUCAUCCAGGAGCGUGUCGCCCUGCCUGUCCAGCCGCUCCUCGCCCCUCUUGGCUGCCCCUCGUAGCCCUCAUCCCGAUCGUCCUCCUGAGCCUUUCUCAGACGGGGCAGAGAUUCAAGUGGCCAACCUGGACUACAGAAUGUCCCGCAAGGAUUUGCAGCAGACACUGCGUGACACGUUCUUCCGGUAUGGGCAGGUGAAAGCUGUGGAGCUUAGCCCACACACUGACUAUCAGCUGAAGGCCACGAUCCAGAUGCUGUCCCUUCAACAGGCCAUAAGUGCUAUCAGUGGUCUGCACCGCUAUAAGAUCGGGGGGAAGCGCAUUCAGGUGUCUCUGAUCACCGGUGGCAGCAGCAAAUCCCUUGCCAUGCUCAGCACAGAGAUCAUCACCAUUCUUCAGGAUGCACCUGCCAACUGCCUUCCCCUCUUCAAGUUCACAGAGAUCUAUGAGAAAAAAUAUUCUCGUAAGCUGGUGGUUGGUGAGCUGUACAAACUGCCAGAGGUGGUGGCAGUGCGGGAACAGGGAGGCUCGAGGCUUGUGUGCCUUCUGCCAAGCAGUCAAGUCCGUCAGAGUCCACUGGGAUCUUCCCAAUCCCAGGAGGGCUCCUCCUCUGCUAGUGGAAGUCCUGUGGUGUUUGAGGAGCUGGAGUACCAUGACCCGGUCUGCAGACAACAUUACAAACAGGACUUCAGUGAGGCUGACUUUGACCCUGACUCCUACAAAAUCCCUUUUGUUGUGAUGUCUCUUAACACUUUGGCCUCUGAGAUCCACAGUCUGCUGCAGUCCCACCAGGGAACCCUUCCAUUACUCAGUUUUCCAGAUUGCUACGCAGCCAAAUUCAGCACUCUGCAGCUGGGCAAUGAGACACUGGAGGGUGGUGUUCCCCUGGAGCAUCUCAUUACCUGUGUUCCCAGUAUCACUAUUGUCACAGCUCAGAAUGGCUUUAAAGUCAUCAAAUGGAUCCACAACAAACCACCUGCACCAAACUCAGAACCAUGGAUUCAGCGCUGCAAGAGUCCAGUUGGAAACCCCCAGCUCAUACAAUUCAGCCGUGAGAUUAUUGACCUGUUGAAGAAUCAGCCCUCUUGCAUCAUGCCCAUGAGCAAGUUCAUCCCCUCAUACCACCAUCACUUUGCAAAGCAGUGCCGCGUCUCUGACUAUGGUUACUCGAAGCUCCUGGAGCUUCUUGAGGCCGUGCCACAUGUCCUGCAGAUCUUGGGUAUGGGCACCAAGCGUUUACUCACCCUGACCCAUCGUGCUCAAGUCAAGCGCUUCACUCAAGACCUGCUCAAACUGCUUAAAUUUCAAGCCAGCAAACAAGUGUCAAUCGAUGACUUCAUGCAAGCCUACCAUUGGUGCUUCUCCAGAGACUGGAGGGUGGUUGACUACGGCAUAUGUGACCUGAUGGACCUGCUGACUGAGAUCCCUGACACCACCAUCACUAUUACUCAUCAGGACAAAGACACCGUCAUCUCUGUUCCCAAAAGAGAACGAACAAUAGAGGAAAUGGAUCGCACUAAGCAGUUUGGGAAGGAAGUGGUGGACCUUCUCCGUCACCAGCCUCACUGCAGGAUGCCCUUCAGCAAGUUCAUCCCCACCUACCACCAUCACUUUGGUCGUCAGUGCAAGCUCAGCUACUACGGCUUCACUAAACUUAUGGAGCUCUUUGAGGCGAUCCCUGACAUCCUAAUGGUGUUGGAGUGUGGUGAGGAGAAAGUGCUGACUCUGACAGAAGUUGAGCGCAUCAAAGCUCUGGCAGCUCAGUUGGUCAAGCUGCUUCGAGCUCAGAAAAACUCCAGUCUUCCUGUCAGCCAGCUUCUAACGGAGUACAGCAAGACCUUUGGUUAUGGUCUCCGCCUGCAAGACUACGAUGCAAGCUCCCUGCCAGCUCUGCUGACCAAACUCUGCCAUGUUGUCAAGGUGGUUGAUGGCGCUGAGGGUCGGGAAGUGCAAUUGAUCAACAGGAAGUCUCUGCGCUCCCUGACCUCCCAGCUACUGAGUCUGCUCAUGUCCCAAGACGGACAGCAAGUCACCAAGGGUUUCAAAGUCGAAGUGCUUAGCCAGCAAUACCUGACGGUCUAUGGAGCCUCACUCAACCCAUGUGAAUAUGGGUUCCUCUCCCUCAGCGAGUUGCUUAAGAGCCUGCCAUACCUUGUUGAGCUGUACCAUGAAGAAAGUGAGGACAACACUUCUAGUGGUCGUGGUGAGGAGUGGGUGAGGCUGACCUGGCUUUACCAGUUUGCCCGUAACGUACGUGCGCUGCUCCACACCUAUCAUUACAACCAGCUCUUCCUGACUGAGUUCCUGGGGGCUUUUAACAAAUUCACAGGCGCUAGCCUUGAACCUCGUUCCUAUGGAUAUAUCAGCAUUGAUGAGCUGCUUGGAGCAAUACCUCAGGUGGUCUGGAUCAAAGGGCAUGGUCACAAGAGGAUUAUCGUUCUAAAAAACGAUAUGAAAGCAAGGGCAACCUCUUCUGUCCCCACCAGCCCCCUGCCAGGGGAGAACACAGACAGUCCAAGAGACAGCCCCAUUAGCAUCUCAACAUCUGGAGCGCAAAGUCCGGGUGGUGAUGCAGUGGCCGAUUCAGAGCUGCUGUGUCUGACGUCACCAGUAGACCUGCUGUGUGGUCCUGUACCAUCCUGCCUACCUUCACCUCAGCUCCACCCUGACCCCGUUCUCCUGCAGCAGACAGACCUGAUCCACUUCGAGGAGAAAAGUCCAACAACUCAAACACCAGUGAGUGAUGAACCCGAGGUGGCUGAUGCUGAUGGUACUUCUGAUGCACCCGAGCACCCUGCCUUCAUAGGAGACUCGGCGGUCUCUAACUUCCCACCGCCCCCUGACAUGAAGACAAACUUGUCCAUGGACAGUCCCAGCAGACGAGUAACACGCAGCAGAAUUAAGCUAGCUGCAAACUUCUCAUUCCCAGCAGGCCUGUGAUCCUUUUCACACACACACACACACACACUGGAAACCCUAGUUCAGUUAUUAUAACUUGUUAAACAUAAGUUGACCCACCACACUGAAAGCACUCCAAAAAAAACUUACCACAAAACAACCCUGGUAUUGUCCCAUCUACAUCCUAACAGGCUGUUACAUUCUUCUGCCUUUGCUCUUCUCAUCCGUUUAUCUGCCAUCUUUGUUCCUUUCGUUUGCUUGAACUAUCAGCAAUGUUCUUCCAGUGAUGUUCACCAAGCUGUGAUUCUCUUCUUGCAGAUUUUCUGCAAUUCUUUUAUUUGCCAAAUCCAUCUCUUCUAACCUGUUUGAUUUCAUCUGGAGGAAAGUUGAAUGAUAUUUUCACGAGUUUGCAUAUUGAGUUCAGAGCCACGGUGGCUAACAAUGAAUGUAGAGUAAAAAUGAGUUAGUUGUCACUGUAUACAGAGUAUAUUUAAACACUGGGAGAAAUUCAAGUGAGGACUAAGUUCUUUGCUAAAUCCAAGAAAUUAAGUUAACUUCAUUCAGAGUUUAUAAAUUGACAAAUGACAGAAGGUUUAUAGCGCUGCUUUGUUCAUGUUUAGAAACCUUUAUGUAUGAAAUUAUCCCUAAAGAUGGAGCAUUUAAUUGAGGACUUUGAUUAUAAACUCAUUUCAGAAUUGUGGAGAUUUUUCUUUUGAUAACUGGAGUCAUGUCAUUCAAACUGGCCUCUUAAGCAUUUCCCAGUUUAAUUGUUUAAAAGAAUUUCUGAAGAGUAAGCUUCUCUGUGAGGUGUUUUCUCAACACUUGUCUCAGUUUAAAAAAUAAUAAAAAAAAAAGUAGCCCAAGGACGGUAGUUUCAUUUCCAUUAGUGUUACUUGGUGUUUAGCAGCUGUCUGUGGAAGAGCCUGGCCUAAUGUGUGUUGUAUCAAGUGGCACCUCAAUGAUGGGACUAAAGUGAUGAACAUUAGUGUUAUCUGUUCAGCUAGUGGUCUUUGUAAAUGGAAUCCAACAGUUUUUGAACAGUUCAAGCGUGGUUGGCCAUGGUUUGACUGCUAUUGCAAUUAGCACAACUCUCAGGAUAUUGUAUUCUUGUUGUUCUUUUUACCUAAUUUAUAGCAGAGAUUGUUUCCCCUCUCUGCAAGGCUGCUGAUUAUAUCCGAAGGGAAAAUGAUCUUUGAGACUCCAGCCAGGCUUUGUUCAGGCAGCAGGAACUGUACUAUACUUUCAUGUUUGGCUUCAGCCAGCAGUCGGUGUGUUUUUCUUUUUGUCUGUGUUGUCUGUGUGUGUUAUAUGAACCGUGUGCAUAACUGAGUUUAUGCAUAGUGUAAGCCCAGGAUGAGCAGACGGGAGCAGAUGAUGGACAUUCUUUAAGAUCACGCUUUUAUUUCCACCACGUUUUAGGGAUGUUACAGUUGGCGUUGUCCUUGCAGUUGCCGCAUAAAUGCUCAAGGUUUUUCGAGUUAACCUUGUUGCUGUAUUUGUGGUGAUGUAAAAACUGCCUAUGUUGAAGAGGAGCAACGAGCACUCCUGAUUUUUUGAUUUUAAUGACGAGGUGAAUGGUUGUGAGUUUUUUUAGGGAAAGGAGUUGGGAUGGGAGGCAGUAGGCUGUUUGUGAAGCACCACGGGGGCUCUAAGUGGCCUCUUGAACAGACUGUGAUGUACGCACAGAGGACCUUUGAGGCUCUCUGGAAUCCGCCUGGCUUUUACAAUGGCUUGUAUUUGCCACGGUGCCAAAGGAAACACCAUCAUACCUCCACAUCCCUGACAUCUCCCACGGAGGAGUUUUUACUGAUGUGUGCUGGUUUCUGUGUUUUCCUCUGUCUUAAGUGUUUACAAGACUGCUGGCUGCUGACAUGCCAUUCAGUGAUAUCGGCCGAAAGUGAUGUUUAACACGCCCGCUGAAGUCUAAAGAGUUUUGUCUUGUGUUAAUAGUAAAUGUUCAAAGAAUGGAUAAGAGCCCAUUUUAUCAGUUUCUCUCUUAGAUUGUGUUCAAAUCUUAAAACCGCGAUAAUUUCACAAGUUGAGUUGUCAGACUUGAUUUUGACUUUGUGUGAAAAAGCUGCGAGAUUUCACCUGUCAUCACACCGAAAUGUCUGAGAUGCCAAUCAAAAUGUUUUUAAUGAGGAUGUUUGGGUUAAAGUCUCUCCUGCAGUGAUAAAUUGGCUGUCUGAAAACCUCUUUAAUUAGGUAAUGAGUAUGUAUUAAGAAAUAGGCAGGCCUAAGAAGGAUUAUGUAUUGGUAAUGAGAAAAAGCUAUAAUGCUAACAGGAAAUAUCUAGAUUUAACUUUGGCCGUAAGAAUGUAUUACUUUGUGAAUUUGCGCAUACCUUGGCUCUCCUUCAGAGAACUGCAGUGGCAACUAACUCGCAUGAAAACAUGAAACUCUUCUGUUUACUUUCUCUUUGUUUUGGUUACAUCAGUGAGAAGCUAUAGUACCUAACGAAAUAUGCACCUUUGCAUAGUUUUGGUCCAAAAAUAUCCCAAAUGAAAAUCAGGCCAGAGGGGAAUGGAAACAUGCUUUUGUUUAAAUGUAUCUGACUCUGCCUUGUUUGUUCUGUUUCAGUGUUGUACAACAGCUGAUCUUUAUUCAUCAGUGUCCUUAAACUCUUGCCUUGUGAUUUCCUGGUCAACAAUUGUCUCACUGAUGUUCCUCUCUGUAAUCCUCCCCCUUGUCAAACGGGUUUAAUGCCUCACUGCAGCAGAACUGGCUGUAACAGUCCAAUGUUGUUGAAGGGACCAAAAAGAUUUACGUAAAUAAAUUUCACAAGCAUUA